GUCACACCCUACUUAUUCAUAAUGGCAAAAUAUUCUUUAAGCGGCAAAUUACCCAGGAUAUGGUAGGAAAAAAACUCGGCGAAUUUUCUCCUACUCGUCAAUCUGUUACUAUUAAAAGUUCACCAAUUUCUAUCUCGCCCCAAAAAAUGAACGUGGUCGCGGGAAUAAUUCGCAAAAAAGAGUUAGAUUAUUCUUUGAAAAUUCUCGAAUUUUUACCAACAAAGGGCGGACGAAUACUGCACAAAUUGUUAGCCGGAGCCGCCAAAAGUUUGGAAAAAAAUAAAGAACAAACCA
Scutellospora calospora is the source of this 294-nucleotide messenger RNA. The record is from the annotation of a GenBank genome assembly. Lineage: Eukaryota; Fungi; Glomeromycota; Glomeromycetes; Diversisporales; Gigasporaceae.